UCAGUCUCUCCUUUGGUGGAAUUUCCCUGCGUUUUUCUACUUUUGAGAUAUACUUUCUGUUAAUACCUUUGGUUUUGUUCGACAACGGAAGCCACCUACCGAGUGUGACGAUUGUAUUCGAAGACACCGUCCAGUAAUUCGACCACCACAAAUUUGUAAAUGAGGCUUCUGGAGCGCGACCGUCUGAUUUUCGGUGUUUUUUCGUUACCUUGUAACUGUUCAUGAACUGUGGAUGUAUUUUUGAAUCGGACGUUUUUUGUGGCCACCGGUAAAACAAUGUUUUUUCUCGUUUCGUAUCGCAAUGGGUCAACAUCGCAUCGGUGCCCUCCACUAUUUCUGUAUAACUGUUAUUGUAUAUGGGCUGUGGCCGCUGGCGGUCGCUGGUCCGUGGUCUUCAGGGAUCCUGGAUUCACCAGAUACUGGGCGCUGGCGAGGCCAUGCAAAUGGCCUCACCGACAGUAGUGGUCCAGAAUAUAUCCGUAUCCCACGUGCAGAACGAGAGCAGAACAGCCUAACGGGAGCGUUUUUGAAGAAUGACAAGAAGAAAAGGGAUACCGCAAAAGCACUCCAUCUUCCAAAACCAGUGGACCAAAAACCUGUGAGUGACAAUCGCCGCGGUGGAAGCACACGAGCCCCGGAGAUGCGGCGCACCUGCUCACAAGUUCCCUUCUCGCAGGAGAAGACCUGCACGAGAAGAGUUGUGAAACAGAAAUCUUACUCAUGCCCCUCGGAUUUCUUCCCAGAAGUCUGUGUCGAAAAAGAGCGGCAGGUGACAGUUGGCUGCAAGAGACUAUCGACAAAAGAAAUCGAGUUCGAGUGCCCGACAAUGACUUCCAAAACCAUAUGUUACAAAAUGCCCCGAACAGUUCCGUCCAUCUGCACACGGAAAGUCUCAAAAUUCUCAAGGCGCCCUUGCCCUAAGAAAGUGCAGGAGUAUAUCUGUCGAACCAAGGCAGUUCAAGUUCAGGAAACUUGUCCAAGAAGUGUCACUGAAGAAGUUACAUACCCUUGUGAAAAAGUUCAGAGCCGAUUGGAAUGUGACGUCCAGUUCCGUGUCGAACCCGCAACCUGUACCCGUGAAAUCGAUGUGCCCAUCACGUACGAGUACGAAACAACGGAGACUGAACGGCACUGCAGACUAGUGAAAAAGUUUGUUAAAAAGACAUGUUCAAAGCCUGUGAUGGUCGAGGAAACAUAUCCAUGUCCGAAAAAAGUUAUCAAGCCUAAAUGCGAGCAGGUGACAGAGGAUCAGGUGAAAACGUGUACAGAAACACGAAUCAAGAAUGAAUCGUACUCGUGCCAGAACGUUGUGGUAGAACGACGACAAAGCAACUGCACGCGUUUAGCGGUCAAGAGAGAACAGCAGCUGCAAAUCCGUCACGACCAACACGACAAGAACCGCAGGGAGUCAGUAACGGAAUCCUCCGUGGAGACAUAUCCGUGCGAAAAGAAUGUCCCGGUGGUCGUGCCAGCGCUCUGUACAAGAGACGUUCCGUAUGAAGCGUCCUUCCCCUGUUCGGAGAAGGUAGUUGCUGAAAAAUGUUUGAUGUCUGAAGAGACGAUCGCUGAAACCUGCACGCGUCAAGUCGCACGCGACGAAGAAUAUGCAUGUGAAGACGUUGCUGAGGUGGAGGAAUGCGAGGACAAUGAGAAGAAAAUCAUGCAGACUGGCGUGCUCAGGGUGGAUUCCCGAACAGAACAGUACGACUGCGACAAAUCAAUCUCAGCUGAAAAUUGCACGGAAUUCUUUAUCACCGUCCCUGCAACGUGCGUAGCAUCGAUAAUGAAGACUGUAGACGACGCAUGUACAAGAGGCGAACUCCACGAGUCUUGCGAGGUUGUCGAAAAGGUUGUAGAAGGAACCUGCAUUGAAGAGGAGACGAUCGACGAAGAAUAUGUGUGUCCGCAGCUGGAGUAUGAUGAGGUUAGCGACAGAUGCAACUUGCAUCGUUCUGUUGAGAAUUGCAGAGGGAAAAAACUUAGUACAGCGACUGUGAAUUAAGCAUCGGCAUAACACUAUGAAAGAAAACUCAGAAGCUCAGGCACCUCUCGUAGCUGCCAGUUCUCCUCGAUUUGAUUGGUAUACAACUGUCUGCCUCCAUAAGUUCACUCUCUCAUUCGUUUCGGGGGAGCGAAGCCUCAUCGAUCGGGCACUUUAUCAGGGAGCAGCACUAGUGGUUUGUUUUCUCAUACCACUCCGUGAUACCAAAGCGAAGUUCUGUCGUGUCGGCUGCUCAUCUGCUGCAGAAGUGUCUCACAGUACAAAAUUGGGAGCUAGCAACUUGCACCACGAAAAUCGAAGAAGAAGUGGACGACAAAUGCACUCAGACUGUGCCCACCAUCGAGUGUAAGCCGGCAGCAACGCCGGCCAACCGAACUUGCUUCAAUGAGUUCGAGGAGAGUUUCAACUAUCCGUGUUAUUCGCUUCAGUACAGGGAAGAGUGUCAAGAGUACGCCUCGUCCGCAGGCGAAGAAGGGCAAAAUGCAAGCUGAUUUAUCCCUGUCUGCCGUCUCCAAGCUCGACUUUGCUCUGAGUUUUUGACGGGGUUUAAUCAUCAUUGCAUCUGUGGUGAUCGACCUUCGUACGCUGUUGAACAGUUGUCGGGCCUCAUCACCUCCAGUCGGUUUGAACCGUCACAUAAAAAUCAG
Toxoplasma gondii ME49 is the source of this 2649-nucleotide messenger RNA. RefSeq lists its product as hypothetical. Lineage: Eukaryota; Apicomplexa; Conoidasida; Eucoccidiorida; Sarcocystidae. The transcript has 2 exons. The record is from RefSeq and is a predicted model, not a curated record. Bases 302 to 2002 code for a protein of 566 amino acids.